AUGACUACAGUAGGUCUUCGUUCUCCAGCAGCUAUAUAUUCGUGUGUUAUCCGAAAUAGUAGUGAUGCUGAAAUCGAUGUUCAGGUGCAUUUUUCCGGCAUUGAAGAUCAUCAUGCCGAAGUGGCUGACAUUGAAAUCGCACAAGGUGAAGAAGAACGUGUAGAUGAAAAAGAAUUUACUCAUGGUGACUCAGAUGGCAAAUAUCAUAAAACAGUGGAAUUGAUUCGUGUGCGAAAAUUCGAUGGUUCGACAAUCGAAUUAAAACAACCAUUUGACGGUGUGACAGCGCCGAAGAAAGAUUGGAUAUUUGAAAUCACUAAUGACUCAAUCAAAUCGGUUGAUCCAGCCAAGAAAUAA
Adineta ricciae is the source of this 357-nucleotide messenger RNA. NCBI's taxonomy places the organism in Eukaryota, Metazoa, Rotifera, Eurotatoria, Adinetida, Adinetidae. The record is from the annotation of a GenBank genome assembly.